Molecule: messenger RNA, 840 nt
Organism: Heterobasidion irregulare TC 32-1
Lineage: Eukaryota; Fungi; Basidiomycota; Agaricomycetes; Russulales; Bondarzewiaceae
Exons: 5
Coding region: 1-840 (279 amino acids)
Source: RefSeq, a predicted model, not a curated record
AUGGUGAAGCAUCUGCCGCCCGUCGUCAAGCAGCUACUCUCAUCUCGAAGCACACAAUCAUUGCCCAGCCCUCCUAUACCUAAGCUGCAUGCUGUUUUGACCAGCACGUUUAAUGAUGCUCAACAAAGAAAAGUUGAGAAUGGAUGGCUAGUGUUGUCUACAUGUACACUCUUGACAGCGAACGUACCUUCUUCAAUUGGCCACCUGUACAAGUUCACGACCAGAAAGGACUAUAACGAUGCUGGUUCUCGACGAAGUCUCCCCGAGGCAGUGAUGAAAGCUGCCAUCAUGCGAGAAUCGGCAUUGAAGAGUACGAUCUUUGUCGGUGUUCCUCGAACGAUUCUUGCCCUCUCGGGACUCAUGGAAGUCGCCGAAGAGGAUGUGAAGGGAAUCCUGAGGACUGAAUCACAUAGGACAUCCACUCCCGAGAACAUCAAGGCUGUUCUUUCGAGGGGACAGGCGCUGUGGAACUCGAUUUACGCUCCGCACGAGGUGAAGCUUUACGACAAAUUGGGUUCAUACCACCCAGACUUCAUCUCGUUUAUAAUCCAGUCGUACGGCUCCGUCCUGGCACCCCUGCCUGGGGAGAAUGAGCAAGGUAACCUCAGCCGGACUCUUGGUUCCGUUGUUGGCGUCGCUUGUCUGCGCACGGAAGGGGGAGUCGGACCCCAGCUCACAAGCCACGUUUUUGGCCUUCUGAAGGCCCGUACCGUGCAAGGUCUAAACGAGGAAGAUAAAUGGCUCUCCGGGGACGAAGGCACGGAAUGGGUCAUCCGCACCGUUGAUACCCUUCUUGAUGUUUUGCAACCGAAGAAAUACCCGGCGACUGCCAAAUUGUGA